This is a messenger RNA of Copidosoma floridanum, 453 nucleotides long. RefSeq lists its product as uncharacterized. Gene Ontology annotation, biological process: regulation of cell cycle. The record is from RefSeq and is a predicted model, not a curated record. Lineage: Eukaryota; Metazoa; Arthropoda; Insecta; Hymenoptera; Encyrtidae.
AUGUACACUUACUACGUUUGUUACGUCAAAACGCGCAGCUGCCUCAACUCCAUAAACAUCUUGCGACGGCAAGAGAAGGCCGCGAAGCUCAAUACGUGUUUCUGCGAUGGCGCGGAGGACUACGAUUGUACGGCCAUCCAUCGCAACAUGGACGAGUUGUGCUUCCAUAGGCCACCCCAGCAUCACAAGUACCGGGAACACGAGCACCAAAAGUCCUCGAUCCUGAGGCCAGGCGACGCAGCAACAGUGUCAUCGGCGUCGAAGGCAUCCGGUAGCAGCGACGUCAACGGUGAUGUCAACUUUGGCUCCGGAAACGCAGCGCAGACGAAUAAAACGCCCGAAAGCGGAGCUGCCCGAGCCACAUCUUGGCAAUUACUACUCGUCGGCCUUGUGCUGCUCCUCCAAACGCCUCUUCUGUGCCAGUCGACCCGAGGUAAUCAAUCCUUUCAUUGA